AUGGUCGAGCCCACGUCGUUGAUGCAGCUUCCAAGGGACGUUAUGCUGCUCAUUCUAGAAUGUCUUGACGAUGUACAAAACAUCCUCCAACUGAGUCAAGUUUCCAAGAGCUUCCAUGCCCUCGUUCACUCGGUGUCCGUCUCCUACAUCCUCUAUGCCGCCGCAAGUAAGGAUAUUCCACUCCAGGAUCCAAGAUCUCUAGCAGCGAGCGAACCGACGGACGACAUAUUGAGAGGUCGACUCAAAGACUGCUUCCAGUUCCACGCUGCGUGGUCUCAAAGCGCCGCCCCUUCCGUAUCCACUUCAGUGGUCAGGAUGCUGCCGAUAGAAGCUGGAAUAUGCAUGAUCAGGGUGCUACCCGGUGGUCGCUUCAUCGUUGUAAUAGACUUUGAGGAACAGGCCACUUUUUACCGUAUUUCCACCGGUGAAAAGGUCGCUCAUCAAGGCUUCAACGAAGUAUGUACACCCGAGAUUAUCUACAGCAUAGACUUUGCGGCCAAGUCACGUUCAGAGGUCAUCUGGGGUGUUUUGACAUCUGACACAAACCCCGGAAACGAUAAUGCAAUGCUGUGUGCGCGAGUAUUUGUUAUCACGAUGCCUGAGCCAGAAGACACAGACCAAGCGCUGCGAUUUGAAAAGAAAUUGCAAUAUAGAUUCAUGGGGAGUGCAGAGAUGCUGUCCAUUUCGAGCGAAAUCGUGAGCUUGUACACCUACAAGCAUGGGAGAGAGUCACCCGAACUCUUGGUCUGGGAUUGGGUCACCGGUCGACAGGCGGAGCACUCAAUACUCUGGGAUGUACUCAGGGACGACGGCCGCUACGCGGGCCAUCCCUCUCUCCACUCCACUCCCUCGGCCAUAUUUCUCGUAGGUGGCCUGCUUGGGUGGCACCGCUUACACCCAGUACAAACGAUGGACACUGGUGACUCUUGGGGUUACAACAGAGCCACUCAGGUGAAAUCCCCAAGGGAAGAUGCCGAAUUCCUUCGAUACUCCUCACAAGGACGAUGUUCAAAGCCAUGGUGGAAUGUGAAGCGUUCUUGGCACAGACUCGUUAGCUACCCAUCUCAUGGUGAUGAUCUAGCCAGACCGAUUAAGAUAUUUAGCUUCGAGGUGCCCAAUUCUCCGGAAGAUAAAGAGGCGCGACGGUAUCAUAUAGAGUUGGAGGAGAAGACGCUCGUCAUUGCAGGGUUUGAAAGCUCCCCACAGCUAUAUCACUCUUCCAGAUUCGGUUCCAAAGCUCUCUGGUUAUCGACUCCAGAAGACGCACCCGAAGAUGACACGACUCAUAUUACGGUCCAAUCCGUCUCCCUUCCUGCAUUUGAAAAGGGCUUGAAUGGCGAGAAACAUUCUAGAAUCAAGGAGAUCAUCCUAGACCCAAAGAUCAACAAGGCGUCCAUUCGAGCGUUUGACGUCGACGAGACUGUUCCGCUCAUUGCUUUCGCAGAAGCAAACAAAUACAAGGAUCAUGACGACCUCGAGCUCAUGAUAUCUCUUAGGAUAACUUCAUCUCGAUGGCUCAGAAAGGCUACGCCGCCUACACCGCAUCCCAAGGCCAUCAGACUCCACAGACGGAGCAGUAUCAAGGAGAUCAGAGCCAGCAACAAAGCCAAGGAACCCUUCCAGGCAUGUCUACUUCUCCGCACAAAGAUUCCUCUAACACGCUUCAGUCGACCACCACCAAGCAACACAGAUCGCAAACAGCUCAUCGGGAAGCUCAGGAAACAGCGAAUUGUUCUCUCAAGCAAUGGCAUUCUUAAGCGGCUCAACGAGACGCAUGUCACGGACGCACACAAAGAGGUCUAUGACAAAGGAAACGGCUCCAAUGUCGAUGCAUCGUCCAUCGGGAGUGCUGCGGCGCUUCAAGUCCUCAAAUCAUUCAUGUCCUCGCAAGGCAACAACAGCGACGGCAGUACCGCACAUUCUGGAGGAGAUUUCCAGACGAAGAUGAUAGGAAUGGCAAUGUCAGAGGCUGCGACCAUGUUUGACAAGACUGGCAAUUCGGGGGACAAGCAAGACGCCGUCAACGGUGCGGCUGCGACCAUGUUCAAGCUUUUAGUGCAAUCCAAGUUGAGCGGAAGUGGCCAAGGAAGCGACCUUACGAGCCUUAUGGGUGGCAGCAAUAGCGGCGGGUUGGGCCAGCUUUUGAACAUGGCAUCCCAGUUCACCAAGUAG
Molecule: messenger RNA, 2172 nt
Organism: Serendipita indica DSM 11827
Lineage: Eukaryota; Fungi; Basidiomycota; Agaricomycetes; Sebacinales; Serendipitaceae
Source: the annotation of a GenBank genome assembly